This is a messenger RNA of Ooceraea biroi (clonal raider ant), 2920 nucleotides long. Its product is annotated as BUD13 homolog. Gene Ontology annotation, molecular function: RNA binding. Gene Ontology annotation, cellular component: U2-type spliceosomal complex; RES complex. The record is from RefSeq and is a predicted model, not a curated record. Gene Ontology annotation, biological process: mRNA splicing, via spliceosome. Lineage: Eukaryota; Metazoa; Arthropoda; Insecta; Hymenoptera; Formicidae.
GCAACACUUUUCACUAGUCACUCCAGGAUCACCUUAAUACUCAAUGGCGAUGGAGACGAAAAUGAUAAGUCAGAAGGAAUACCUGAAGAAAUAUAUGUCCUUUGACGAUGAUGAUAAUAAAAAAAAGAAAAAGAAAAAGAAACACAAAACGGGAGCAAGAACAGUAAAGAUUAUAGAUGAUGACAUAGAUUUGAAGAAUAUAAGGCCUAUUGAAGAGGAUGAAUUCGAUAUUCUUUUAGAGGGGGAAGAUGCUCCUCAAAUUGCUGGUAUAGUCGACGAACGUGGACCAGUUGAUUUCACAGAUAAGAAACGAUGGAAAAUCAUAACCAAGAACGAAGAAGGUGACUUAGACAUUAUUAGUUGUACUACAAAUAAAGAAAGAAGAAAUCAAAACGAUGAAAUGAAUGCCAACCAAAAUAAGAUUGAUGAUGAUCUGGAUUUAAAUCUAUCCAAAAUGAAACAUUCUAAAAAUAAAUAUACAGAUUCCAGUGUACAUAGGCAAUCUAAAAAUGACGAUUCAGACUUAAGUCCGUAUAGACGUUCCAAGUAUUCUAAGAAUAAACAUGUAGAUUUAAAAUCAUCUAGAAGGCGUACAGACUACGAUUCAGAUUCGUGUUCACCUGAGCAACUCAAAAAUUAUGAUUCAGAUGUGAAUCUGCCCAAACGGUCUAGAAAUAAUGAUUCUGAUUUGAGCCCUCCCAGGCAAUCUAGAAACAAUGACUCGGACUUAAGUCCACCUAGACAAUCUAAGAAUGAUGACUCAGACUUGAGUCCGUCUAGGAAGAAUGCGAAACAUCGACUAUCAACUCACGGUGGACGAAGUUAUAAGAGUUCGGGUAAUAGAGACAGUGAUUCGGAUUUUAGUCCACCUAGAAAACGCAAGCAGAAUGUGGAUGCAGAUUUGUACGAAAGCAGAAAAAAAGACAAAGGGUCACAUUUAAGUUCAGCCCGACACAGGGCACACCGAUCUCGGAGAGAUAAUUCGCCACGUUCUAACUCUUCUAGAGCUGACAGAGAGCACGAAUAUUCACGUAAUUCUAGUAAACAAAGGAGGUCAAGCAGAGAUAAGCGGGAAAGGAAAAAGGAUGAUUAUAAUCAUAAACCGCGAUCGUACUCGGAUACGAGGGAAAGAAGGAAGAAAUCGCGUUGGGACGAAGAGACAGAUUCGGAGCGUCGACACGCGGAAAGUUAUUCAAGAGAUCAUGACGGUCGAAUGACGAAAACUUUAGACGGAAAAACGGCAGGAUUACAAGAUGCGAAAGCAUUGCGGGAGGAAACUAGAGCUCAUAAACAACGUGAGGCAGAGCAGUUUAACAAAUUAAGUAAAACGGUCAGCGGAGUUGGACAAGCUCCAAUCGUGCGCGACAAAACGGGAAGAAAACGCAAUUUGGAAGCGGAAGCAGCGGAAGAACGUGAACGGGAAAUACAGCAACGGGAGAUAAAUGAGAAGUAUGCCAAAUGGGGCAAAGGGCUAAAGCAGAUGGAAGAUCGUGAAGAAAAAAUGAAAAAUGAUUUAUACGAAAUGAGUAAACCCUUAGCAAGAUACGCGGAUGACGCGGAUCUAGAUAGAGAAUUAAGGGAACAAGAGAGAGAGGGUGAUCCCAUGUUGAAAUAUAUAAAACAAAAGCAGAUAAAGGAGGGAAAAAGAAAGCCAGAUCCGCCGCAAUAUCGAGGAUCGUAUGCUCCAAAUCGAUUCGGUGUUAAACCUGGUCACCGAUGGGACGGCGUGGACAGAAGCAACGGAUUUGAAAAGAAAUGGUUUGAAGCGCAAAAUGCCAAGCGGGCGCGGCAGGAGGAAGCCCAUAAAUGGAGUACAGCUGACAUGUAAAAUUCACAUUCACGUACAUGUACUGUAAUGAGAGUUCUAUUUUAUUCGCAUCGAUUAUUAAUAAUUAAUAAGAAAGGGGCGGUUUGAUAAAACGAACUGCAUUUUUCCUCGGUACGUAUUGCGCGAACAUUCGCGCCGCUCAUCCGUAAUCCUCGUUCCUUGUCCGCAUGUACUCCGAAAAACGCCGUAACGAUCGCGUGAACGAGCGAUACAUACCAGCGAGCUCCGUGCGCGUAUCGCGAAACCACGAGAUCGAUAUUCGUUCGAGAAAAUGAGAGAAUGGAGAGGCUGGCGCCGGUCUGGCAAUGGUAAUGGGCGAGCGAAAUACCACCGUCUGCGGAAUCGAUCGUGCGCCUUUUAAGGUCGCGGCGGUUCGCCACGGACUAUGGUAGGCAACACGGGAAUAUUGGAAGUGGCGGUGCGUUUCACGUAGUCGCGUUCGCGGCGCGCAAUUGGGACGCCGGUCGCCAGGUCGAAACGGCGUCGCCGCACUAUCCACGCCGGGAUUCCUGGCGCCGAGUCCUUACGCGAGGACGACCGCCAUACGUUGGCAGCAUCGAAGCUUGCGCUCUGGCUGCAAUCGCCGCUCCGCGCCGGCCGAAACCUGGCCAGGAACGUGGCGGUCCUUUCCGCGCGCGACAUUGCUGCCUCCAAUAACGCUCUCUUCUGCGAGCAGCGGGGCCUCCGUGUCGCGCGAUAUAUAUCGGCGGCAUAGAUACAUAGCGCGCGACCGAGCAGUCAGUCGCUUGGUCAUCACGCGAGCAAGGGCAGGGUCGUAGGCGGGUGACGCCAGUAACGCUCGCGACAUCGACGGGUUUUCUCUCGUCCGCGUGUUGAAGCUCGUGAUGCUCGACUCGGCGAGUCGCGAUCGGCCGGUAAGGACCUCUUCUUCGAGACAGUGAAUGCGGGACACCAGGUGCGACAGGUCGCGUGACGACACAUGACAAAGGAAGUAUCGGAUUGCUCUCGAGUGUGAAGGAUCGUCUAGCAGGUGCCGGCGCCACGCGACGUGUCAAUAACCCCCGAAUAACGGCAAGAAGCAAGGGGUGGGCGCAAGAGAACCUACACUGACGAAACGCGUAUAUGUAUGCA